This is a messenger RNA of Geodia barretti, 5248 nucleotides long. Lineage: Eukaryota; Metazoa; Porifera; Demospongiae; Tetractinellida; Geodiidae. The record is from the annotation of a GenBank genome assembly.
UUCCUCUAUGAACUUGCGUAGCAAUGCCGUUGUAGUUAUACACAACUUCUGUGUGACUGGGCUCACAAUCAGGCAAUCAGAGAACGCUGGCCUAGAGGACUCUGUAGUAGCUACACCUGUGUCAGAAUGGCUGUGAACAAAAUGACUGCUACUCUACUUGUGGCCCUCUUACUGGCUGCUGGAAGGUUUUCUCAAUGUUACAGUGGCAGUGAUACAACAGAACGUGGUCAUGAAACAGAUACCCACAAUGAAGAAGUAAAAACCAACCACGGGACUAGCUUAAUAAAACGAAAUAUUGUUGAUGAUCCACUGUUUAUUGGAUUUACUCAGAGAUCACAAACAGUAUCAGAAGGUUCUUCUGGAGGAGUGGAUAUCUUCAGCAUUGGUAUAGAUAUAGCUGUUUCAAGAACAACUGAAAGAGAGUACAGAAUGAUGUUUAUUCUCGAACAAAACAGUACAGCUAUAGUUGAACCUUCCACCGCAAUUUCACGGGCUGACUUUGAUGCAGCUUUUGGUACCGGUUCUCCUACAAUGGAGUUGAGAGAUUUGAGAGAAGGACGGAACGCAAUAUUUCCACCACUUACUUCCUCAAUAAACAAUGAUUUUAUUCCCGAGGAAGAGGAAUGCUUCACAAUACGCAUUUUCCCCAUUGAUUUUCAAGGAUCAUUUUUAUGUAAUGAUGAUGAUGAUGCAGAUGCUGUAAGCUUUUUCUGUAAUCACACCAUCUGCAUUCAAGAUGAUGAUGAGCCAUUUGUUGUGGCGUUUGUGGAGACAGUGUACACUGUUUAUGAGAAUGUGGGUGCAGUGAAUGUCUGUGUCAAUCUCACUCGACCAGAAGUUGACAUUCUUGAUGAGACUGUCAACGUGUUUGUCAUUGAUAACUCCAGUUCAGUCUACAUCCCAGCUGGUGCUCCACUUGCCACUCCAGAUCCACCUGAUUUUCUCAGUCUGUACCCAAUGAGAGAAGGUUCUGACUAUGCCCAGCAAAUUCCGUCUGUCAAUCUCACUAUUGACGAACUGAUGAGGAUUGUCUGCUAUGGCCAGGAACUCUAUGAUGAUAUUUCUGUCGAACUGGAUGAGUAUAUCGGCCUCCAACUAGGGCUUGGGCGCGAUGAGAACCCUGCUGUACCUAAAAUGGUGGAUCCAGCACAUAGCCAGGCUUCAAUUGUUAUCUUAGACAAUGACAAUGCUGUAGUUGGUCUUGAGCAGACGUACUUCAAUGUGAUAGAGAGUGUGGGUGUUGUUGAACUAUGUGCCAAAAUUACAUUCCCAUCAAUUAAUUGCCCGGUGGAAUUUCCGUUUGAUAUUGGACUAUCAACAGCAGAUGGAACUGCAGUACAAACUGCAGACUAUGAAGCACUUGAUGUUCUGCUGACAUUUGAUACCUGUGAGACUAGAAAAUGUGUGAAUGUCAGCAUAAUAGAUGAUGGUGUGGAUGAAUCAGAUGAGUUCUUCACAUUUAACUUAACAAGGACUUCAAAUCUUCACACUAGGAUUGAAGUAGAUCCAGCUAGCGGAAGAGUACUUAUAUAUGGUGGGGAUGUGAACAUCACACUUGGCUACAACUCAACCCUCUACAAAACGAGCGAAAGUCGUGGAAUGGUUGAGCUGCGGAUUCAACUCCUUAAACCACCAGGAGGAGCUCCACAACCUUUCACAAUAAUAGUCAACACCUAUAAUGGCACUGCAAGUUCUUCUGAUGUAGACUAUAGUGCCGUGAGCAAUGAGAUUGUUCAAUUCAGUGUGGGAGAAAUGUUUCAGACCCACACUAUCACAAUAAACGAUGACACUGUCUGUGAGAACACAACAGAGACUUUCUUCUCCAGCAUUUCCCGUGGUACAGCGACGUUUAUACAUGUCACUCAGCCUCAAGCAAUGAUCAUAAUUGAUGACUCACAAGAAGCAGAAUGUAUUCCAAUUGAAGUUGGCUACGGGCUCUCGGCCUACACUACAACUGAGAAUGACAGAGAAAUUGCUCUCUGUACUGUUGUUAUGAACCAUGAAAAUGGUUCUCCAAGACCAUUCACUCUCACUGCCACUACCAGGGAUGGAACAGCAAAAUCAGGCAAUGACUAUAGAAGAGUAGCGAAUGUGCUACUAAGGUUUGCAGUAGGAGACACUCGUGCCUGCCAAACUGUCAGAAUAUUUCAAGAUGAUGAGUGCGAGGCUGAUCACAUUGAGGACUUUUUCUCCACCGUGGAAUACAGUAGUGGAGAAAUGCCCAUAAUUAUUACACGAAACAGUACAGACAUAGUAAUUAGUGACAGAGAUGAACCCGAGUGUGGGCCAAUUGAAGUGGGUUACAAUGCUGACACAAUCUUUGUAACAGAGAAAAGUAGAAGUAUCGUUCUCAUAAUUAGAGUCUUUAGUCAUCCUUCGACUGGAGCACCACGACCUUUCAGUCUUGCUGUCAGAACUAUGGAUGGCACUGCAAUUGGUGGUGGUGACUAUGCAAAUGUAAGCGAUCAGAUUGUGCGGUUCAUGAGUGGAGACAUUAUUCAGAAUCACACUAUCACCGUCAACGACGAUGAUGCCUGUGAAGUUGGUCCGAAUGAAUACUUUUACUCACAUAUUACACUGGACAGUGGUAUUCCAUCUAUCAGUGUGACCGUACCACAAACAAAGGUCACUAUUGAUGAUUAUGAUGACCUUGAGUGUGAGCCAAUAUUUGUUGGCUAUGAUCCACCAGUGUACACGGUGAGUGAAGGCAAUAGAACACUGAAUUUAACUAUUAAAGUCUUCAGCCACCCAAUCAGUGGAGCUCCACGACCUUUCACUCUGUCAUUUGAUCUUGAAGAUGGCACUGCAAAUGCUGGUGUUGACUAUGUAAAUAUGAGUGAACAUAUAAUAUUUAUGAGAGGAGACGUUAUUCAGACUCACACUAUUCUCAUUGAAGAUGACGAUGAAUGCGAAAUUGGUACAAAUGAACAGUUUUUGUCAAAUAUCGCUGUUUCCAGUGGCAUAGCUGAUAUCCGAGUGACUGUCCCUCAAGCCAAUAUUACUAUCGAAGAUAGUGAUGAGUUUGAAUGUGGACGAAUAACUGUUGGCUAUGAUCCUGAUGUAUACACCAGUAGAGAAGGUGAUGGGCAUGUGACCCAAACAAUUAGGGUAUUUAGUCAUCCGUCCACUGGAGCUCCACGACCUUUUAAUGUGACGGUCAACACUAGAGACGGCACAGCUUCAAUUGCUGCUGGUCACUAUGUUCCAGUGACAUAUCAAAUCGUGCAUUUCAGUAGAGGGGAAACAACAGUUACCCUCGAUAUCACAACCAGUAGUAGACAAAACUGUGAACCCGACCCAAUUAGAUUCUUUUUCUCUGAUAUUUCGCAAGAGAAUGACACCCUGCAUAUCAAUGUGCUCGUGCCUCAAUCUACUAUCAUCCUCAUUGAUGCCUCUAGUGCAGACGAGUGUGGAGAAAUUAAUGUCGGCUACGACCAAGUUAUGUACCAGGCAAGGAAAGGUGUGCCAGAAGUUACACUUGUUAUCAAGGUUUUCAGUCCUCCAUCCACUGGGGCACCAAGACCUUUUGCUCUUGCCAUCAGUACCGUUGAUGGCACUGCAACUGCCAGUGACGGUGAUUUUACGGCAGUGAUUGGUGAGAUUGUACAGUUUGAUGAGGGUGAUGUUACUCAAACUCACACCAUCGUUAUCGACAAUGAUUUUGAGUGUGACAACAAUACCAACAAGUCUUUCUUCUCCCGUAUUAUCCUCGAGAGUGGCAUUCCUGUUAUAAAUGUGGCUGUGUCUCAAGCUACAGUCUUCAUUGAUGAAGUAGAAUGCGUUGUGGACUGUGGUGCUUCUCCUGAACUAGAGAAUGGAAAUAUAUCAAACCUAUCCAUGAACACAAUGUCCAACUCUAUUGCUUCUUAUGAGUGUAGUGAUGGUUAUCACUUUCACAAUGAUAACACCUCACGAACUUGUCUUUCCAGUGGUAACUGGUCAGAAGAAAACAUUUUAUGCGUCUCCAGCGAAGAAGAGAGUGUCGCCAGUGUUGGUGUUCUGGCUGCCAUAUUCACCAGUGCUGCAGUUCUUCUGAUACUGUUGUGUUUAGCAGUCGGUUGUGUGGUGAGACACAGGCUAAGGAAAUCAAAACGUUCAUCGUCUCUCAAUUCAAGAACUACCAGGUCCAACAAUAUACAGCUGUAUCCUAGUCUUUCAAAAGUAUCAGUGUUAUCCCGAUCACCAGUAGAGCAACUGAAGCAAGAGCUCAGCACAAAGAAGAUGCUUUUCCAAAAGAGUCAACUUGAACUUACCAAAGUUGUUGGUCAAGGAGAGUCAGGUUUGGUAUACAGAGGAUAUGUCGUUAUGAAUACAAACAAAGUGCUGGUUGCCAUAAAGACUGGAAAAGCUCUACUUGCGGUGACUGACAAGGAGAGGUUACUGAAGGAAGUGUCACUCAUGCUCACUUUCAGUCACCCCAAUGUCAUGCCACUAAUUGGACUCUCCUUUGAUGAAGAUACACCCCUGAUCAUUAUGCCAUUCAUGUCUAAUGGUACUGUUCUGAGCUAUGUUAGAGAGAGCAGGAAGAGUCUGUAUUUCCUCGAGUCAUCUGACAACAUUCAAGUUGAAGCUGCCAGGAACACCUGCCUGGGAAUAUGCCACCAGAUAUCCAAAGGCAUGGCUUAUCUUGCUAACUUCAAGUUUGUUCAUCGUGACUUGGCUGCCAGAAAUUGCAUGAUUGAUGAAAACGGCAUCAUCAAAGUAGCCGAUUUUGGACUGACAGAAGACAUGUACAACUCUAACUACUACCGCCAAGAGAAAAGACAGGCUGGAACUGAGGAAAGGGUCCCUCUCAAGUGGAUGGCUCUGGAGAGCAUCGAAACCCACGUGUUUGAUGAGAGCACUGAUAUGUGGUCAUUUGGAGUGACGUGUUGGGAGGUGUUCACAUGUGGAGGAGUGCCGUAUGCUGGGGUCCCAGUCACCACUCUACUGAGUGAGCUCCGCUCUGGACACAGACUUGAUAGACCCAGCAACAUCGCCUGCUCUGAUGACAUAUGGUCAGUUGUGACCUCAUGCUGGUCAGCCAGUCCUCGGGAGAGGCCAAAGUUUGCCACACUGGUCAACACCCUCACUGACCUCUUGGACAGUGACUCCAACUACAUCAAGCUUCUGGGAUAGAAUUGUCUACUUGUAGUACACUGACAUUUUAUAAUUACAGUGGAUGAAGUUUGUUGUGUAGCUAUAAUUAUACAUCCACUAACCCUGUGUGUAUGGUCUGUGUACUCAUUAGAUCACUAACUAGAUAUUU